Molecule: messenger RNA, 1893 nt
Organism: Leguminivora glycinivorella
Lineage: Eukaryota; Metazoa; Arthropoda; Insecta; Lepidoptera; Tortricidae
Product: juvenile hormone esterase-like
Exons: 4
Coding region: 59-1831 (590 amino acids)
Source: RefSeq, a predicted model, not a curated record
ACUAGUUGCAUUGCAAUGACUGAGCUUCAAAACAAGGAAAACUAGGAAAUUAAGGAAAAUGUUUAAAUUUACAACAAGCAUUAUAAGUAUCCUGGUCCGGGCUCCCAAGAAGCUUAUUCGGAGCUUGUCUCUGGCUACAGAAACAAUGGUGAAUAAGUUGUGUGCGAUUUUUGUUUUGUGUGUUCAUAUUAUCUGUUCAACUGGUUUGAAACAGAAUGAGCCGAUAGUGACAGUGAAGCAGGGGAAACUCCAAGGUGCAGUGGCCACAUUGCACGAUGGAUCUUCUUACUACAGCUUCAAGGGUAUUCCGUAUGCUCAGCCUCCCGUUGGACCGUUACGGUUUAGAGCACCACAGCCACCGCAGCCAUGGGAAGGCAUCCUGAACGCGACAGAACACCGAAACGUCUGUGCCCAGUUUAACCUCCUGGCCCGCGCCAGCGCCGCUGAGGGCAGCGAGGACUGCCUGUUCCUCAACGUCUACUCCAAGUCGCUCCAACCCUCAGCGAAGACCCCUGUCAUGGUCUACAUCCACGGAGGAGCCUAUCUCUCCGGCUCAGGAAACGAUGACAUGUACGGACCACAGUUCCUACUACAACACAAUGUUGUCCUAGUCACUCUUAACUACCGACUCGAAGUACUAGGCUUCUUAUGCUUAGACACUCCAGAAGUUCCAGGCAAUGCUGGCAUGAAAGACCAAGUAGCUGCAAUGAAAUGGGUAAAAGAAAAUAUAGCUCAGUUUGGAGGAGACCCAGACAAUAUUACACUCUUUGGAGAAAGCGCUGGUGCAUCAUCAGUCAUCUACCAUAUGCUGUCACCGAUGUCUCAAGGACUUUUCCAUAAAGCUAUUACCCAAAGUGGGACUAGUAUAAAUGACUGGGCUCAAGGUGUGAAUGGCAAAGAGAGGGCAUUUAAAAUCGGUAAACAUUUAGGUAGAGAUACAAAAGAUCCCCAAGAGUUAUUGGAUUUUUUAAGAAGUUUACCAGUCUCAAAAUUAGUUAGAUUAACUAAUGUUACUUUAACUCCUGAUGAAAAAUACAGAGGGUUGCCAAUUCAUUUUGCACCAGUACAAGAAAAGAAAUUUCCGAAUGUCGAGGCGUUCCUUAGCGAAAAUCCAUUAAAUCUCAUUCUGUCAAAUAAAAUAUGCAGUAUUCCCUUAAUGCUUGGAUAUAAUUCUGCAGAAAGCAUAAUAAUGGUUCAAGAUAGACUAAAAAAACAGCCCAUUUAUAACAAAACACCAUCUUUUGAUGUGCCUAGAGAAAUUGUGGAUAAAAUAAAUCAGGAAAAGUUGAUUGAAAUGGGGGAUAGAAUAAAGCAAUUUUAUGUCGGUAAUAGAGAUUAUUCGAGUGAAGAUUUGAAGGAGAUGGUUCAACUAUUAUCAGAUUUACAUUUCGUUUACAACACGCAUAGAUUUGCUUACUUAUAUUCUAGACAUAACAGUGCAAUAUACAUGUACAGAUUUAAUAUAGAAACUGAUUUGAAUAUCAUUAAGAACAUGAGCGGAGUGGAUGUGGCAGGAGUGAGCCAUGCCGAUGAAUUGUUUUAUAUUUUUUCGACAAACAUGACUAAAGAAGAUUACGAAUCGCAGGAGAAAAUCAGGGACUAUGUGUGGAGAGUUACUAAGAUGUGGACGGACUUUGCUAAAACCGGCAAUCCAACCCCAGACAGUACUCUAGGAGUGAAAUGGCCGCAAUACACCGUCGCUAACAAGGAGUACUUACAAAUAGAUGAAACACUCACCGCGAGCAAGUUUGCCGACCGAGCGAGCGUCGAGUUCUGGAACAAGUUGUACUGCGAGGCGGGCUUGCCUUGUAUUAGUAAGAGUAAUUUGUGAUGUUAUGAAAUGUUUCGAUAUGAUGAUGAUGAUCAAAGUGUUUAAACUAGAUUGUUGAUUGA